GCUUUGACGACAUGUGCCGCCUGCUGUACUUACUCGGCCUGCUGUGCUGUGCAUUCUAUUCAACGAAUGGUCAAUGGUUGGAAAAUUGUGACCAGGAGCCAACAACAUUGCUGUGUCGAGGCGAGAGAGCAAUGAAAAAUGUGCUGAGAAAUCUCAGUAAAAGUGAAAAACCAUUGGUGAUAAUGCGAGGACUAGAAAUUGUGCCGCUGAAUAAUGAAUCAACUGCCAAUGGAAACGAAUCGGAGUCCCAGACCGAUGCGUCAUUACUCGACAAUUUGGCUUCGUAUUUGCGCACACAUGAGGUCAAUUUAAAGUUGUCAGAUUUGCUGGUGGAGGAGCAUAAAGCAGGAGAAAUAACAGAGGCACGCAAGAAGGACAAAGGCCAGGGACUCAUUCUAGCCAUGGCAUUGAUGUUUGGCAAAAUGAUGGCAGUCCUCGGACUUGGAGGCAUCGGAGCACUCGCCAUGAAGGCACUGGGCGUGGCAAUGGUGGCUCUGAUGUUGGCAGGCAUGGUGGGUCUAAAAAGUGCUGCGCAGCAGGGACACGAGUCGAGUCACAGCAUUUCAUAUGUCACCGGCGAGGGACAUCAUCACAAGCGACGUCGUCGAGCAGCGGGACGCAUUCAAAUUGUCUCCGAGGAGCCUUCACCAUAUCGAGGCUGGACGUACUAAGUAGUGCAAGUUGGUUGCUUGUUCACUAUUGGAUGUACUUGCUGUUGAUUUGUUUGUGCUCGUCGACUAGUUGUAGGUUUAGCUCUAACUUUGAUUAAUUUAUUUGGCGUGGAACAAAGGAGAACGCUUGUCUAAUUGCUUAGGGCAGGGCCGUAACUCUCCUCUAGCGCCUGCCGGGUAAACAAUUCAACUUCAGCCAUUGCUUCCUGUGCAAUGGUUCUGUCUUUGUUCAUUAUUCAUAGAUGCCACUGCCGCUGCCGCAGUUGCUGCCUCUGACACUGUCGCAAUGCUGCUUUUUGUUGCUUGCCUCUGCGGCUGAUGCUGCUCUUCGUUUUAUGAAAUUGGUGAAAGUUUAUUUCAGUCCAGCUCGUAUUGUGUUGCCAGCAGCAACAUCCCAAGCAAAGCAACCUACUCACAGCAGCCGUAACAGCCCAGC
Messenger RNA from Drosophila nasuta, 1107 nucleotides. It is a transcript of the gene Osi5, whose product is annotated as Osiris 5. The record is from RefSeq and is a predicted model, not a curated record. Gene Ontology annotation, cellular component: membrane. Lineage: Eukaryota; Metazoa; Arthropoda; Insecta; Diptera; Drosophilidae.